GGUGCUUGUCGCCGGUGCCCACGUGUCUCGUCCCGGCCUGCCAGUAGUAGACCAUGUGGUGCAGCAAGAUGGCGGCGCGGUGGAAAGGGAAAGACGGGGAUCUAAAUGCCUGUAAACGGGACUUUCUGACCAGCAACACUCACAAUGAGGUGGUUUUAAGACAACAUGAUGUGGACGUCAUUGAGAUGGACGAGCAGUCCUGUGUGGAUCACUCAAUCCUGGCCAUUUUUGAAGACUCAACUGUGACAUCACAGGAUAAGAAUGCAGUUGAGGAGGAGAGUGAGACCCUGCUGUCAGCCCUGACAGAGAUGCUUGACAGUGUGGAGGAUGAUGACGGGACCCUGUCUCCCUUUGACACCCUGCCAGACACAAAGCUCCUCUCACACCCGGAGCGUAGGGACAACUCAGUGGAACUUUCACUCGUUGAGAGACUUAGAUCAAGAUCCAAAUCCACAGAUGUAAAAUGUGCAAUUAAGAUUGAAGUAGAUAAAGAAGAGGAGAGCAAGAGAGGGAGAAACAGCCCUCAAAAGAUGUUCAAACACCAAAGUGAAUUGUCUAAGAACAAGAAAGCAGAAGCUGAAGUUGAGGUCUUCACCUCCUCGUCUCUGGUCAACCUGGUGAGGAUCAUGCACUCGUACUGUCUGAAGCUGCAUGUGGAGGAGGAGGGGGGCAAAGGGAGGCAAGAUCACACAUUAUUCUCUCAGGGGGAGGUGUGGAAGUACGAGAGACCCUCUGAAGAGAGCGAUGAAGAGAUUAAUGUUGUGUCUGAUGAUGAGGUCACCGUGAAGGGGGCGAAGAAGAAAGAAGAGGAAGAUGAUGGGAAAGUGAGGAAGAGUAUGUUGUUGAAUGGGAACUCAUCCAAAACUCCGGCAGCCAGAGAGAAGAAGAGGGUGAGCUUUGGCCCCGUUCAAGUGGCUUCAUUUGAUGAAUCCGAGGAAAAAGUAUUGGAUGAAAAGAUUUUAAAGAGUCAGAUUGUAUCAAAAGCUCUUGAAGAUCCAGCUGGUCCAACACUUAAACACCAAAACUCGACAUCAGGCGCGAAUAAGGCUGAUGUUUUGCCACUUAAAGUUGAGACAAAGGCUAAAUCCCUCAGCCUGCAACAGUACAGACAACUGCGCCAAAAGAGGCAGCCCCUGGUGGAGAAACUGGGGAACAACACCACCAAGUGGCCCUCUGUUCCCGAGCCCCCAAAAGAGCUGACCCCCAUCCUCUGUUUACAUGGACAAGUUCAAAUCAACUGUGGACCAAAGGCAGCACAACACCACCCAGAUGUAAAAAGUAAUGAUGCUGAUCACCUCCAUAGAGCUCAAACUCCUGUUUACAAAACACAUCACACCUCUGCUCCGCCCAGGCCUCACCCCUCAGAGGCCAAACCCUCCACCCAUCAGUGUGGCAGUGGAUUAAAGCGCUCAAGGACCGAAAGCACCUCACCUGCAAGUGUCUCUGCUGACAUAAAUGUAAAUGUACCGGAUAGUAAAAGAAGUCCAGUAAAGAAACGUACUACUCUCAGUAUUGAUCCCCCAAACCCAGUCUUCCUCCCACUGCCUGUCACCCAAACUACAUCACCUACAUCAUCAACCGACCACUCCUCAUCUGGGUCCAAAGCGGAGUUCCUCAACAGAGACUCAAACCCGCCGAGGCCCGUUCAGGAAAUCCAAUAUGAAUCCUCAGGUACUUUUCCACAAAGACAGCCCUCCUCCAUAACACCAAAGCCUGAAAUGUUUUCACUCAACACAGAAAUCCUCAACAAGUGUUCUGCGAUGGCCUCAGCCGUCUCCUGUAGAUCUAAAGCUUUGUGCCAAACCACAACGCAAAUCCAGUCUUCUUCAGGGGAGAAGAAACCUCAACCUCAGAAAUGCAUAAAACCAAAGACUGACCCAUCACCAAGUCUGAUGCUGGUUCCCAUAGAUGUACCUUUGAAGGAGACAUUGGCAGAGGUUCCUUCCAGGGAAUCUCCACCGAAGGAGCUAUCACCUCUUCUUCAGUUUGACUGUAGAGUGCAGAGUGCUUCAGCUGACUCAGGUAUUGAAGCAGCGGAUGUUACUAGCCUGCUGGAACAGUUUGAGGAAACACAAGCUAAGGAGGAGAGAGUGGAGUCCAAACUUGUUAUUGCUACCUCACCUUCAAACCUACAGACCCAUGGAAACUUGAACGAGACUCCACUAACGCCCCCUUUGGAAACACAUCAACAUUUAAGCUCUUCAGACUCAACCCUCAGGAAUCCACUGAAUCUUCAAACAUCGGAGAGUGUGGCCAUCCCUGAACCCCUCGGCACUGAAAUCGUCCUCAGCACUGAGCAAGCUCUGCCUGCAAGACGCAAGAAUCCUCCACCCAAGGUCAUUCAGAUAAUCGACCCCCGACCUCUGCCGUCUAGGAAGACCCACGCCAACCUCCCUGAGAUCCCUGCUGCUCACAUGUACUCGUAUAUAUCCUCUGACCAUGAUUACUGCGGGUCAGACCGCUCACCUUCAUGUGCUACUCAGAGUAGAAGACUCUCUAUUUUGGAGGAUAAUAAAUCUCAGGUGACUACACAUGCUGCUGAAUGGAACAAUCUGACCUCCACAGGUGGAGCUGACUCCACCAUCAGGGAUGCUAAUACCUCUGAUAAGUCUGUGAUGCAGCAUCCAGCCGAGGAACCCAGACCCAGAUCAGAAACAAACCCACCCACAGAUGAACUAACGUCGCUGUCUGACAAAUCUGCUGCAGUCAAAAACUGUAUUUCAGAAGCUGAAGACAGGAUGCCGCCCUGCACCCUCCCUACACCUCCACCCAGCCCUCCCAUCAGAGGGAGGCAGAAGAGGAGGUACCGAAGAAGAUCUCCUCUUUCCAGCUCCAGCUCUUGUUCCUCAUCAUCGUCAUCCUCCUCCAGCUCUGCGUCUCGCUCUCCAAAAAGACAAAAGCGACGUCACAAACGUUCAGAGAGCAGCUCAUGUUCGUCAUCUUGCUCUGGAUCAAUUUCUCGCUCUCCACCCAGACGUAGCAGGUGGUCUUGCUCUAGAUCAAGAUGCAGUAGGUCCAGGUCCAGAUCCUGGUCACAGUCUUGGUCACGGUCUAGGUCUCCGUCCAGAUCCAGAUCACCAUCACCAAGGGUUUGCCACAGGAGAGAUGUUUACAGCAGCAGAGAUUCGAGACGUCUCAGGAGAGAGCAUGAGAUCAGGAUCCAGAAACUGAAAGCUAUUGACGAGCGCAGGGUGGUGUACGUCGGCCGCAUCUUCAGGUCUAUGACCCACGAUGAACUGAGGGAGCGCUUCUCUCAGUUUGGAGAAGUGGAAUGUGUGUCACUUCACUUUAGAGACAGAGGUGACCACUACGGCUUUGUCACUUUCUACAACACAGAAGAUGCAUUUGCAGCCAUUGAUAAUGGCGGGAAACUACGGAAGGCUGACGAGCUUCCUUUUGAAAUCUGCUUUGGUGGAAGAAGACAGUUCUGUAACUCUGACUACGCUGACCUUGAUGCAAACAAAGACGCAGAACCGUCUCCUGCUAAGACCAGGUUUGAAGACCUGGACUUUGAUUCGCUGCUGAAACAGGCGCAGAACGGAUUGAAGAGGUAGCGGAGAUAUGUCAGGACAAAAGAACAAGCUGGAUGAGGCAGAAACUAAAGGACGAUUUUUAGAGCCUCAGGCUCUCACUUUUUUUUUUACAUCUUUCGUUCUUGGAUAUUUGCAUGGAGUUAUUAACAUAUGCCGUCUAUAUGUACAAAUAUGUAGCACUGUUAAUUUGAUAACACGUUAUGAUUAGGACCCAAAAAAUGUAAUCCUUUCAUUCCUUAACAUGAUGAAGUUUGAUAUAUUUGUAUAUAAAAAACAAUAAAGGGUUGUUUAUUGUGUUUCCUUGAAA
This is a messenger RNA of Labrus bergylta (ballan wrasse), 3840 nucleotides long. RefSeq names its product peroxisome proliferator-activated receptor gamma coactivator-related protein 1. Gene Ontology annotation, molecular function: transcription factor binding; RNA binding. Gene Ontology annotation, cellular component: nucleus. NCBI's taxonomy places the organism in Eukaryota, Metazoa, Chordata, Actinopteri, Labriformes, Labridae. Gene Ontology annotation, biological process: positive regulation of transcription by RNA polymerase II. The record is from RefSeq and is a predicted model, not a curated record.